AGCUUUCGUGACAGUUCCGUAAAAAGACGGGAAACUAAAAAUGUCUGAAAAUGGGCGAUAUGGUCGGUUGGCUGAAUCGGACAAUGCAACAGAAUCUGAAAGAGAACCAAUGUUGAAUGGGAGUUCAACUCCAGAGGUUACAGUUGUAUCAUCACCUCCACCAUCUUAUACUUCAACUGAAAAUGAAGAUGACAUAAUACCAGAAAUGCCCCCCGCUUAUGAAGUGGCUUCCAAAUUGCCAUCCUAUGAAGAAGCUGAAAUGAGCAAGCCAUCAAAUUCAAGGCUUGAGACAGGAGAUUUGCAUAAUCAAGAGGACUACAGAGUGAAACUUGGAACGGAUAGUCUUUUUGCUCUGUGUUUUUUUGUUUCAUUUAUUUUCAAUUGGAUUGGUUUCAUUUUUGCCUAUUGUGUGACGGACACAAUUGCCGGUCGAUAUGGUGCUCUCUCAGGAUUUGGACUUUCUUUGAUAAAAUGGGUGUUCAUUUUGAAGCACAGUAAAUGUUGCAAAGAUCUGUCUUUCGAGGAUGCCUGGCUGUGGUGGCUUUUUGCUCUUCUAGGUUGGUUGGUCUUUAUUCGUGGUAUUCUUGUGUACGCCCAAGUGAAGAAGACCGUACGAGCAGGUCAGGCGAUCUACAUUCCGCGCUACUGGGGCCUUAUGCGAAACGAAUGAACAGCGAGAUGCUCAUCAAUUUCUACUUAUUUUAAUUACCGUUUGCAUGUAUAGGUACAUCCAAGUAUAUGUUAGGAUAGCAACUGAGUUAUGAUAGAUGGGGUGUUGUUGGUCGUAGGAAGCAUAGCCACUCAAAUUUUACUGUAUGACAUGUUUUAUUUACAAAUCCUUUUGUGAAUGAUUUGAUUAUGACGCAAAGAAUGUUAAAAAUAAUUAGCAAUACAAAAUAAUUACAUAUGACUUGAUUUGAUCGUCCAUAUAGUAUUCAAGUAUAAAAUCAAACAAUGUCAACAUUUUAACACGUAAUAUGGUCCAUUUUCAAACCAACAGCAAUGCUAAGGACAUAUUCAUGUUAGGUAAGACACGACUUUAAAAUAUUUGCUAUAUUUUCCCUGCCCUAAACCACAUAUAGUUUAAUCCCUGAACUGCUUGUAUGCAUAAAUCGUGUGUUAGAAAAGAAUAAUUAUAUAUGUAGUCUUUUUGA
This is a messenger RNA of Xenia sp. Carnegie-2017, 1154 nucleotides long. Its product is annotated as NEDD4 family-interacting protein 1-like. The record is from RefSeq and is a predicted model, not a curated record. Gene Ontology annotation, cellular component: perinuclear region of cytoplasm; endoplasmic reticulum; Golgi apparatus. Gene Ontology annotation, molecular function: WW domain binding. Bases 41 to 670 code for a protein of 209 amino acids. Gene Ontology annotation, biological process: positive regulation of protein ubiquitination; ubiquitin-dependent protein catabolic process; metal ion transport. The transcript is spliced from 9 exons. Lineage: Eukaryota; Metazoa; Cnidaria; Anthozoa; Malacalcyonacea; Xeniidae.